Messenger RNA from Mizuhopecten yessoensis (Yesso scallop), 2256 nucleotides. RefSeq lists its product as uncharacterized. Lineage: Eukaryota; Metazoa; Mollusca; Bivalvia; Pectinida; Pectinidae. The transcript has a single exon. The record is from RefSeq and is a predicted model, not a curated record. Bases 855 to 1712 code for a protein of 285 amino acids.
UGUGCAUACAAACAUGUUUUGACUGUUCAGGUACACCUGUAUAUGUAAGGUGUAUAUUAUUGAUAAAAGCUUGUUGCGUUUGACUGCCGACAUCGGAAAACUUGUCAACAUUGAAUAUAUGUAGUGGCUGCUUUCCAUCAAACGGUCCGACCUUCUGGAUCAGAACAGCGCAGGGUAGCACAAAAAUAAAACGGGGAUCGUCUUAAUUUUCGGAAUCAAAUUACGGUGGAAUGGAUUAUAUUAACUGUUGAAUAGGGUUACAUUAUAACCUUAUUAUAAAUAGAUAGAGAAUGAAUGAAGUAUACACAACGAUGGAUGUAAAAGUAAUGAAAAUUACAGGUGGACGAUCAGCCUCAACCGAAUAAUGGAAAUUAUGUAUCAGGAUCUCAAACGUUAAAUAUUUGACGUAUGGUGGCAUACCUGUAUUUAAACUGAAGAUACCGGCUGUAGCUACUGUAUGUUCAAUUUGAGGACGACGUCAGCUACCUGAAUCGGUUUGUACACAAUUGCAGUGUGUUUUAAUGUGAUACUACAGUUCAUAUUUCGUUAUUAUUAAGGAGCAACGCCUUUCUGUUGAAAUUUUGAAAAGUUUAAUUAAUGCAGGAGUUACGAGGACGACCGUUCGUGACUCUCACUUCUAUUUUGAUGGCAAAUGUAAGGAAACCUUUGCGUGAAGUCAACACCUUAAUUAAUGAGGAAUUAUGGGGGGGAAAAGUUCUCAAACAUCAGUGAAUAACAUUUGAUACAAAACAAGUGUAUAAACAUAUAUAUUUAGUGCUGCGGUCGAGAGUGUCGCGGACCCACUUUGAUAACGGUCGCUUCUCAAGGCAUAUUCACUAUUCAGUCAAAAAGACAUGAACGUCAAACGACCUAAACGGACAAAUAAAAAGCGAGAACUACAGCUUCCGUCCGUCUUUCUCAAUAAUAGCUGGAAUUCUAACGAAGAUCCAGAGGAACCGGCUGAACUGGGUUACAAACGUUUACUUCCGGUCAAGUUACCCAACGGAAGUUCCAAAUUGUCCCCGAGACAACUUAGUGACAAGACGCAACUUUGGAGCAAUGGGAAAUCUGGAAAGAGUCGCUUUCAAAAAGGAACUCACAAAUACGGAAACAUCUCGGAAACAGGUAUAUAUAACGAGAGUGUCGAUAAAUUUUACAAACUUGUUACGCGGGAAAACUCCAUAAUGCUCCCACCACUACAGACUUCCAGUAGAGUCAAGUUCAACAUCUCAAACUACAUCGAUAUGGCAGAGAAGAAAUAUGUCAUGAGAGAUUUUCAGACGGAAGGAAAAAUGUCCAAAUUUGCGCGUGACGAGGUAUAUAUUCCCAGUCUUAACAAAGAAAUGUUCACAUGUUACGAAUGCAGACGACGUUACGUAAGUGAUAUGUACACGGAAGCGUUCGCCACGAGAAAUUCCAAGAAGCCCAAAUGUGUUGCCAUGGCAACAAGGAACAAUAAGAAGAAUUCUUCUAUCAGAGGUCGGGGAACUCGUGCACAAUUCUGUGACGUGCUGGGGAAACGCUUUUGUUCGGAAUGUGGGGAAAGUGAGAACAGAAAGAUGAGACAGGCCAUUUUGAAUACGUAUCCGACAGGACAUGAAAAUGGCAUGGAAUCCGAUUCGCCUAGUCACAUGCAACAAAGGAGGUCAUUUCACCGGAAACGCGUCAUCAUUAACCCAAUACCUACGCUUGUAACCUAUGACGAAAGCUGACUUACAGACUCGCAGUCAUCACGUGCGACGGGCUUCAUGUGAUAUAGACAUGGACAAAGGUAUCGACAGAUUAAUCAGUGUAAUAAGUGUAAACUAUGGCAGAUCAAGAAACAGAUUCUCACAGUGUUGUUUUCAUUCACAUUUUUCUUCUGUCAAUGUAAAGUUCGGACCAUAUGUCACACAAGGACAAUCAAAUUAACACGUGUUUCAUGAAAUCGUUCUUCAGCUCAAACUUCGAUUCUCUCUACAGCCCAAUUCCCUUUUUCGGUGAUGAAUAAUUCAUAUUUUACAUUUAUUUCCUAAAAAAAAUGGAGGAAUUUCGGAGAGACAUUCGACAUCCGUUCUUUCAUCUUAUUCACUAUGCACAUUUCUUCAUUACAUGUUUCAUGUUUAAGCAUUAUAGUGGCUUCCUGAAUAUGGGCAGAAAUCCAAGGUUAUAUUGUAGCUAUUUUACGAAAUACACUUAAUAUGACACUCUUGUUCUGUUGUCAACAUAACUUUGUGUGUUCUGUUGAGCAAAAGACAUUUUGGUUCACUGACGCUU